AUGGGUUGUGGAGGAUCCAAAGUAGAUGAUCAACCGCUAGUGAUUCUCUGCAGAGAGAGGAAGGAACUGAUUAAAGCGGCGUCGUAUCAUCGUUGUGCUUUGGCCGCUGCUCAUCUCGCUUACUUUCAGUCUCUCUGCGACGUCGGCGAAUCUAUUAAGCGUUUUGUCGACGAGGAAUUUGUCGUUGCUGGCUCUGCUUCUUCGCCGGAUUCGCCGGUUCUUACUCUUCCGUCAGACGAAGGGAAGCCUCAUAAACACAAGAUCUCGUCUUCUUCGACUUCUGUUUCGCAUUCGCUCGUUGAAGACGGAGAAGAAGAAGAGGAAGAAGGAGAGGAAGAUUCGCAUCUGCAUUUGUCUUCUGGAUCCGAGUUCGAUUCGGGAUUUGAAUCUGGAUCUGACGAGUCAUUGGGUCAUAUCCACAUUGAAUCCAGCCCUAAAGCGGAGAAGGAAGAACAACGAUUACCGGAAACUUUCCCACGCGGUUAUCCACCCGGUUACCCGCCCAGUUACCCGCCCAGUUACCCGCCAAAUUACCCGCCUGGUUAUGCGCCUGGUUUUACGUCGGGGUAUCAACCGGGUUAUGCACCGGGUUACUCAGCCGGGUUUCAGUAUCCGACUGAAGGAUGGGGAUAUAUGGGAGAGAAUCCGAAUUCGAACCCGUACCCGAAUCCGGGAAUGUAUUUUAUGAAGAAGUCGGCGCCACCAUCUCGACCGGUAGUAUUUGAACCGGAAAAUUAUCGAGUGGAGAACGGGCAGUGGCUGCCGGAGAAUGGAGUCGGAUACUCCAAUUACUUCCCCGGAAACAGUAAUACCGGGUAUUUCGGCUACCCGGAACAACGUAGAGCGCCGCCAUCUCCGGCGAGGCCGCCUCCGUCUCCGCCUACGGUUUCCUCUUGGGAUUUUUUGAAUGUAUUCGACACUUACGAUUACAACAGAGCUGGAGCCGGCGAAAUCUCCGGUGCCGGUGCUGGUGGAGGUAAGUCAAAUUCGAGCAGUCCUGAUUCGAGGGAAGUGAGAGAGAGGGAAGGGAUUCCGGAAUUGGAAGAUGAAACAGAGCAAGAAGCCAUUGCGGAAACAUUCAAACAUUCGAAGAGGAAAGGCAUGGAGAAAGUUGAAGAACAUAGACAGGAGAGCGAGCUCGGAAAUCGUGCCCAACGGGAAGAGAUUCACGAGAGAAAGAUGAAGAAAAGAGGAGAUUCAGGUGAAGGAACAUCAAGGGCAGUGCCUGUGGUUGAAACGGCCAACGAGAGCUCUUUUGGUUCAAAGACCGUCUCAUCGUUUUCGAGCAGUGAAGAAGGAUCCGAGUUUCAUCAUGUUGAUGAUGGAGAAGAAAAGAGUAGCAGCGGCAAUGAUUUAAACGGGCACGAGACGGUUGCUAGGAAGAGCGUUGGAGAAGUAGUAGAGGAAGAAGAGUACGUGAGGAAGAAAGGAGUGAGCUUUGAGUUGGAUGAGAAUGGAACAGCUUCUUUUGGUGUUGAAUCUUCCAAGAUAAGUAGCUUGUCUGCAUUGUCGGUUCAUGCCACUAGAGAUCUCAGAGAAGUUGUCAAGGAGAUCAAGAGCGAGUUUGAAGUUGCUUCUUCACAUGGCAAGGAAGUUGCUGUGUUGCUUGAGGUCAGCAAGUUGCCUUAUCAGCAGAAAAGCUCUGGCCUCAAAGUUAUCUUCUCUCGGAUCAUGUAUCUGGUAGCACCAACGACAUCACGCUCUCAGCCUCAAUCAUCAAUACGGUUAACAUCUAGAGUACUGAAAAUUGCAAAAGCAUACAAUGGUCAGGACGAAGGCUUUAGUGGGAACCUCUCAUCGACCUUGGAGAAACUCUAUGCUUGGGAAAAGAAACUCUACAAGGAAGUCAAGGAUGAAGAGAAGCUUCGUGUCAUCUAUGAAGAAAAGUGCAGAACAUUGAAGAAACUGGAUAGUCUUGGUGCUGAAUCUAGCAAGAUUGACACUACUAGAGCAUCCAUUAGGAAGCUGCUAACGAAACUCGACGUCUGUAUAAGAUCCGUUGAUUCCAUUUCCAGCAGGAUACAUAAACUGAGAGACGAAGAGUUACAGCCACAGCUCACUCGACUGAUUCACGGGUUGAUAAGAAUGUGGAGAUCAAUGCUUAAGUGCCACCAGAAGCAGUUCCAGGCGAUCAUGGAGAGUAAGGUUCGGUCUCUAAAGGCAAACACCGGCUUACAAAGAGACUCUGGUCUGAAAGCUAUUCUUGAUCUGGAGAUGGAGCUGCGAGAAUGGUGCAUUAGCUUUAACGAAUGGGUCAAUACUCAGAAACUAUAUGUGGAGUCUCUAAACGGAUGGCUCUCGAGAUGUCUUCACUAUGAGCCUGAGUCAACAGAGGACGGAAUCGCUCCUUUCUCUCCCAGCCGUGUUGGAGCUCCACAGGUUUUCACCAUGUGCAAAGAUUGGCAAGAAGCAAUGGCGAGAAUCUCUGGAGAGAACGUUACGAACGCCAUGCAAGGGUUCGCCUCGAGCUUGCAUGAGCUAUGGGAGAGACAAGACGAGGAGCAAAGGCAGAGAGUGAAAGCAGAGUAUGUGUCGCAUGAUUUUGAGAAACGUUUGAAUGAUCUUCGGAUGGAGAGGGCGAGAGUGAGAAUGAGAAAUGAGCAGCUACAAGACGGCGGUGCAUCGGAGAGAAGCGUGGUCUUGUCUGAGAGUGGGGUCUCGGCGUUGGAUGAUUUGAAGGUGGAUUUGGAUUCAAUGAGGAAGAAGCUUGAAGAAGAGAGAGCAAGGCACAAGGAAACCAUUAAACUAGUGAACAAUGCAGCUUCAAGCAGCUUACAAGCUGGUUUAGUCCCAAUCUUUGAGGCUUUGGGGAAUUUUACUUCACAAGUUGUGAAAGCUCAUGAACAUGUUAGACUUCAACAACAACAACCUCAGUCUUCUUCUACUUCAUGA
Molecule: messenger RNA, 2892 nt
Organism: Microthlaspi erraticum
Lineage: Eukaryota; Viridiplantae; Streptophyta; Magnoliopsida; Brassicales; Brassicaceae
Source: the annotation of a GenBank genome assembly